AAAACAUAUGCGCGUUAUUUUCAAGGUCACCAAGGGGGAAGUUCGCUUUAAUGGAUCGUCCAGUGACACUAAACGAUGACACAAUAUUUGUAAACAUUCUAUCACGAAUUCCGAGAAUAUUUAGUGGUCUUGGGAUAGCUGGUGUACUCUUCGGAAUUUUCUAUCACUUGUAUGGCUCAUAUUCUCCGCUGUUCAUCCAACAUUUUCUUCUGUUCGGAAAGUCAAACCCUCAGUAUUGUGAAUAUUUGGAGUAUUUAAGAGUUCCUAAAAGAUGGUUUAAAUACUUUUACAUUAUUGGUAUAUUCUCUACAUCAUGUAUCCUACUGGUUGAUUUAUUUAUGCUAUCUUCAAUACUUAACAAAACCAUAAUUUCUGUUUUAAUCAUAUAUUUGGUACAUCUUUCACGUCGACUGUAUGAGUGCGAAUACGUUUCCGUAUUCAGUAAUUCUCAAAUGAGUUUUAUGCACUUUUUGAUGGGUCUUGGAUUCUAUAUUUUCAGUCCUAUUUCAAUUUUACUUUCUCAAAGUAAUGCAGGUAAUUAAAACUCGUCAUUUUGUAAACUUUGUAUUUUUAAUUAUGUAUUAUUGAUUCUUAUCUCCAGUUAACCAUUUUAUUAUCCUUUAUUACUGUUUAGUAAAUUCCAGUACGCAAUAUUUCAUUUUCUUUCUGCUUGUACUGGUUUGUUGUACAGUAACGUAAAACUAUCGGAUUUCACGUUAUUUAGAACUAUCAUCGAACUGUCUGACGUGAUCGUGACAAGCAUGUUUGGUUUAUUAUUAAUCUAACAUAUACUGCCAGUGUUCAUCAAUGUUUACUCACUUGAUUAUCUGAACGUCAGUCUACUUUGUAACCAGUUUCUGUUUUUAAUAAUUGCUUUCUUAUUCAUAGUCUGUAUUUAGCACCGUGUAAUAAGAUACGGAUUCUAUAAGAAUCUAGUUGGUUUUGGCAGUUACCAGAUAGUAGUUAGUAGGCGUUAAAUAUAAAGACUAUAUAAUGGUUAGCCUAAUUAAAUUUUAACUAUUGGAUCAGUUUCGAACCACGUUUCAUCUAUUUCUAUAUGGACUGUCAAUAUAUAUCACUAAUCUUGAGAUAGAACGUGCUACUGAAAGCCGAGUACUUAUCACAAUCUGGUUAAUGGGCUACACCAACUUAUUUAAUAAAGUUAAUACGUUAUAUUGAUUCCAAAGAUAUACCGAUUAUCCUUUUUUUAUCUGUAAUUAUUGUCUAGUUAAAUGGUAGAUUCUUAUAAACAGUGAAAUCGAUCCUAUUCACCACUGUUUUCAUUGCUUAAUAUUGUUAUACGUGCUUCAUCAAAAGUUCAAUUCGCGAGAUUUUAUUAUUUGAGUCUUGUAACUAUGCUAUGAGAGUUGGAUACCGAUUAACUAAUUUAUACUAGAUGAUGCUCCAUCGUUCAGUCACCACAUAAAUCAACAUACAGCAGAUAUCAGGAUGAGUAUAUUUAAUAUAAUUUAUUGUAAAAGUAGUGGAGUUAAUCUGCAAUAUAAAUAAUCAAUGGAUUCUCUCUAAUGUCUUUCAGCAAGCUUUUAUUCCUAGGGAGCAUGAAUUUUCGCAAUAGUCGUAUCAACAUAAUGACCUCUUGAAACAAGAAUUUUUUAGAGUAUAAAACUUGUUUUCGACAAAGAAUCAACUAACUGUAAACAUGUUGCCCAGAACGGGUUCGUAAAACUUAACAUUGAAAAGCUCCGGUCGCACCAUCUCUUUUUUAGUAGGGUGAAGUUCAAACUUCAUAGAGGGUUGCUAAUCUUUUAGUGGGUCAAGAUGUCAGUAUCAUGGACACUUAAUGUCCAAUCUUGGCGAUUUGACACGCUGUAUAAAUUAAUGUGUGUUCAGAUUAUAAGAUUAGAAUAUAUUUAUCGUCCUGUCGCUAUGUGACAUUUUCAUAUAGGUUAUGGCACAAAUUGGACUUUGCGUUCUAUCAUGAUCUUUCAUCGUCUGAGUCUGUUUCCAUAUGGAUACCUAAACCAACUACUUGAGUGGAAGAACCAAAAUUAGUUAGAAAGCUUUCAUUCGGUAACUGGGUUGAAAAUACAUGUUCACCUCACUCCUAAAUAUAUGUCUUUUUCCCUUAGAAAAUAAGGCCAGAUUUUCAACUAGUUGUAUAUCUCCGUUUUCUCAGACUUAAGUUAAAUCUUAAUCGAUAGUGUGUGCUCAUCAGCAUCUUCCACUAUGUCUGUUAAAUUAGUUCAACGUAUCACGUUGAGUAUAUCUUCUUGCAGCGUCUCCAAAACUUGAGUAGGUGUUUUUACAUGUUUGUGGAGUUUAAAAUUAAUGGUUUAUAUAUUCGAAUUUUAACCGUCUCGUUUUUGGUUGUAAAUUCUGUUCCCCCCACAUAUUUCUUUAAAGUUUACCAGAUUUUACGUAGAGCGUCUAUACAAAGAAUGUCGCUCAGCUCUAGUACAAUCUUGAUCUGUAGAUUCACUAUAACAUUUUAUUUAUGUACCUUCAUUAAUUUGAUAAUUUAACAAUAACUUAUCUUUCAGCUGAACGAUCAUAUUUGAUUAUUGGCUUAUUUAGUGUACAUAUGUUAAUACUCCAAUAUUUACAGGAUUUGGUUUUCCGACAGUUAGCUGCCUUACGUUCAGGAAAAAAUAAAAACACAGACAAGUUAUCGGAGAAAAAGUAUUAUCCACCCGAAGGGAGUAUGUUUUAUUGGGUAUCGUGCCCUCACUACAUACUUGAAAUAUCAAUUUACCUAUCAUUUCAGUUAUUUAUUACACCUAAAUGGAUACCCUUUUCGCAUAUAUUAUUUUUCACAAUAUGCAAUCAAUUAUGCUGUAUAUGGCUAAAUCAUAAUUGGUAUAAAAAUAAUUUCCCUGAGUGGGCAUCUAAACGUGCUAUGCUGGUUCCUUAUGUGUGGUGAAUAUAAAAAUGUUUGUUCACUUCUCUCUCAAUCAUAAGCACCUUGAUGUAAAAUAUUUUUUAGUUAAUGUAAGACUAUUCAUUUUAUUCAACUGACUACGCAUCAUCUAAUAUUUUUUAUGUGAUUGUUUUCCAAAGAUGCUCUGUUUUGUGAUAUUUUUCUUUUCUGUUCGAAAAGUUAUUGUAAUGUAAGUACAUUCUUCCUUAAGAGCUGUUCUUAAUUAAGGAGAACUUAUCAAAAUAAAAGCUAGUAAUUAUU
Molecule: messenger RNA, 3139 nt
Organism: Schistosoma spindalis
Lineage: Eukaryota; Metazoa; Platyhelminthes; Trematoda; Strigeidida; Schistosomatidae
Source: the annotation of a GenBank genome assembly